CUAACAGACAUUUAAUUUAAUUUAGCAUUUAAUAUAAUUUAAUUUAAAAAGUUUACUAUACAAUACCAUAUGACGGCGUUCAUACAAAAUUUUAAUUUAAGACAUAAUAUAACUUAAUUUAAAAGUUGGCCAACUUUUAUCUUUCAAAAUUAAAUUAAAUUAAAUUUGGGGUUGAUCAUUGAUUUUCAUCAGUUUGACAAGGCAGAUGACGGAUAAUGACAUUUUUCUAUAUCAGUUAAAAAAUUACUGUAUGAACGCCACAAAGUGAAAUUAUAAUUAUGUUAAUAUAAAAUUAAAUUAAAUUUCUGUUAGAACCCAGCUUUAGUGUAUGGAGUUUGAGGGAUGUCAAAGGACUAUUAGGACACAAAAUCUCGACAAAAUGAAAUUUCAUCAUUUUAGUGUUUUUGCACGUCGCUACAACCGCCGGCUCGGGCUUUGCCCCCGUUUUCCGUGCGAUUUCGACUGUCAAAAAAAAAAAAUGACGGAGGACGAAAAGUUCGAUCACUCUUUACACUCUUAAUAUGAUAAAGCACCGAUUGCCACCAUGUCGUAUCAUUAUGAUUAUUACCAUCUUGGAAGAUCUAGGUAGGGACGAAUAAAUUAGAAGACACAACUCGAUGCUAGGGAAAAACUCUAUUGACUUUGACACACCCGCUACAUGAAAUGCUGGUUUUCUGUCCACCAGGCGAUCCACGAACCAGUUGCCAAAAAACCGCACCUUAACUAAUAAAAACCCUCCAGGUGAAUGCCAAUCCAUAAAGACUAAAAUAUAAAGCAGAUGCCUAAUAGCACAACAUUUUACAUGGAUAUCUCUCUUUCGACACAAUAAAAUUAAAUAAAAUAAAAAUGCGGUUGCUGUUCCGGAUUUUAAUUCCGGUUGCUGCAAUCCUUGCAAUGUUCAAGUUAUGGCUGAAAUGGACCACAGGAUGGUGCAGGAGUAAUGUGCGUUUGGUUGGGAAAACUGCGAUUAUUACCGGAGCAAAUACAGGAAUUGGUUAUGAAACAGCUAAAGACUUGGCUAAACGAGGCGCCAGAGUAAUAUUGGCCUGCAGAGACCCAACAAGAGGCCAAAAAGCAGUGGAAAAAAUUGUCAAAGCCACAAACAACCAGAACGUUAUCUUCAAACAUCUGGAUCUGUCAACAUUUGAAUCUGUGAUUGAGUUUGCCAAGGAUAUUAACAAAACCGAAGCAAGAUUGGACAUUUUAGUUAACAAUGCCGGAAUGGGUUUUAGAGGAUAUUUGAAAGCUGACAAUGGGUUUUUGCUGAUAAUGCAAACUAAUUAUUUUGGACACUUUUUACUUACUAACUUAUUGUUAGAUUUAAUGAAAAAAACUAAAAAUUCACGCAUUGUAAACGUUGGUUCGAUUGCAGCAAAAUUCACCGAAGACUUUGAUGUUAACCAACUAAACAAAUACGAAGCCAGUGGUCACCAUUUCGAAGUUUAUUGUAGAAGUAAACUCUGCAACUUAUUAUUUACCAUAGAAUUAGCCGAUAGACUAAAAGGCACUAGUGUAACCACAUAUUCUGUUCAUCCUGGUGCAGUGGCAACUGAAGCAUUCAGAACAAUACCUGCAGUUGCAAGAAUUAUCACAACUGUUUUGGGGUGGUUUAUGAAGAAUUCCCUGGAAGGUGCACAGACAACCAUCUACUGCAGCCUCCAAAAAGGCAUCGAAAACUACUCUGGAGAACAUUUCGAAGACUGUCAUUACGUGAGCAGAUACAAAAUAGCCCAAGAUCCAAAUUUGCCAAAGCAAUUGUGGAAAGUGACAGAGGAAUUGAUAAAAACAGUCAUAGGAUAGAAUCAACUUUUAUUAAUAAUUUUUAAACAAUUGUUCCACAUAAGAUACCAAAUCAGUCACAUGUACUUGUUCCUAGAAAUUCAAAAAAUCUCACUCUCAAUUAAGAUGCACAAUAUAAAAUUUCUUACCUUUAAUGUUGUAUCUCUGCUGCGAAGCAACACUAGCCCAUCUUUUAAAGUUUUCUCAUUCAAUAAAACCCCAUAAGGUAUUCCUAGUUCAUCAUAUUGCCUCCAUUGAGCGUCCAAGCUUAAUUUUGAGCUGCUUGGUAAAAAUAAAGUUGAAACAUGUUUAGUUCUUAGUUGCCUAGUUAAAUAUAAAGCUAAAUCGUUUAAUUCAGUUGAAACACCUGCCGGUAGUCCGGAAGCUAUCGAGAAACUUAUACUAUAAGGAGCCAAUUUUCUGUGGAACCUCAACAAGGUCCGUUUGGUGUCUUUAUAUUCAGGCUCAGCGUAAGCGUCGCAGAGGGUGUUUAUAAACAUUGAAGACAUGUCAAUGUUGCUGACUACAGUGUGAGGACUUAGGGAUUUUUUGCCAAAUUUG
Molecule: messenger RNA, 2340 nt
Organism: Ceutorhynchus assimilis (cabbage seed weevil)
Lineage: Eukaryota; Metazoa; Arthropoda; Insecta; Coleoptera; Curculionidae
Source: the annotation of a GenBank genome assembly